This is a messenger RNA of Nerophis lumbriciformis (worm pipefish), 2064 nucleotides long. The record is from RefSeq and is a predicted model, not a curated record. Lineage: Eukaryota; Metazoa; Chordata; Actinopteri; Syngnathiformes; Syngnathidae.
AUGGGGGCUUUUGCGAGCAGACAAAACAUAGGCGUGGAAGAAGUGGAUAUUCCGUCCAAUUCGGUGUACCGUUACCCACCGAAAUCCGGAAGUUACUUCGCCAGCCACUUCAUCAUGGGUGGAGAGAAGUUUGACUCAACUCACCCAGAAGGUUACCUGUUCGGAGAAAAUACUGACCUUAACUUCCUUGGGACCAGACCAGUAGCGUUCCCAUACGCAGCCCCCCCACCUCAGGAACCGGUGAAGACGCUACGCAGCCUUAUAAACAUCCGCAAGGACACACUGCGGCUUGUACGGUGUAGCGAGGACCUAAAGUUGCCAGGCGAUGACGAGGCGGGCAAGCAGCGGGCCUGCUACAAUGUUGAGUUCACCUUCGACGCCGACACGCCGGUUGCCAUCACCAUUUACUACCAGGCUAUUGAGGAGUUUCACAACGGCGUGCCAGUCUACCUGCCCCAGGACAGCUCUCUGCAGUCAGAGACGGUGCACUUCAAGAGAGGAGUGAGCCAACAGUUCUGUUUGCCAUCGCACACUGUCAACCUUAGCGAGUGGGCGGAUGAGGAGCUGCUAUUUGACGCGGACAGGGAGAUCUUCCCAAUGGUUGUGCAGGCCGUGGUCGACGAAGGUGACGAACAUCUGGGCCACUCUCACAUACUGCUAGCCACGUUUGAAAAGCACAUGGACGGCAGUUACUGUGUGAAGCCUCUGAAGCAGAAACAAGUGGUGGAUGGAGUAAGUUAUCUACUGCAAGAGAUCUACGGAAUAGAGAACAAGUAUAACAGCCAAGAAUCAAAGGUUGCCGAUGACGAAAUCAGUGACAAUAGCGCCGAGUGCGUGGUGUGUCUUUCGGACGUGCGCGACACACUUAUCCUGCCGUGCAGACACCUGUGUCUGUGCAACGCCUGUGCCGACACGCUACGCUAUCAAGCCAACUGCUGCCCCAUCUGCAGACUGCCUUUUAGAGCUCUGCUGCAGAUCCGUGCUAUGAGGAAGAAACUCAGUCCUUUGACGCCAACCAGCUUUAACCCUGUAAUCACUUCGCAGACGUCGGACUCGGAGGAACACUCGGCGUCCGAACACAUCCCCCCAGGUUACGAGGCUGUGUCCCUACUUGAAGCACUCAACGGCCCCCUGGCCACAUCCUCCGUAACACCUCCUCUCCACUCCGGUCCCAGUCACGUAACUGGUGCUCUGCCGCCAUAUGGAAGUGAAGCCCACCCGGCGGCGGCUCGCUCCCUCUCCCCACUCGAUCAUUCCAACUCAAGUCAGGGGCUUAAACUCAAGAAAAGUGGUUCAAAGUCUCUUUCCCAGAAUUCCUCAGUGCUUCCCGAGGAGGAAGAUGAGAAGUCUUGCAGUGAAUUAGAGGCCCGUCGCCACAAACUCGCGGUGGAGCCGCAGGAGUGUGGAGUCACGCCAGAUAGUGAAAACCUAACUCUCUCCUCUUCCGGGGCUAUCGACCAGUCGCCGUGCACUGGAACGCCACUCUCUUCCACUAUAACUUCCCCUGAAGACCCAGUGAGCAGCAGCCUGGCCCAGUCAGUGAUGUCCAUGGCCUCGUCCCACUCGCAGCACUCCCACAUCAGCACUGACACCAUGUCCUCCAUGUCAGGGUCCUACCUGGCUGGGGCGGACGGCGAGCCCGGGGGGGGCCAAGAUGGGGUUGACGCGCAGGGAGAGGAGACCCGGGACGCCCCCAUGGAGAGUCGAGGACCUAGCCAGAUUGAAGGGGAGUCAAUAGAACUAAACUACUCUGUUGCUGUCGAGGAGCAGGACUCAGAGGGGAACGAUGUCACAGAAGAAGACCGCUCCUCGCCAUCGAAUGGCAAAGGUGGGCGGAGCAGGUGUCCCGAGUUGGCCAAUAACAAUCAGGGCGUGGCCCUGUGUGACACGCCCUCUUUGGGCUUGGACAAUGAACAGGCUCCCGACGGCCGAUUCGCCGAUCUGAUGUACCUCGGCGACUACAGGCCCGUUUUAGACUCCACCAGCAACCGGGAGGAGCAGGGAUUAGAGAACCGGGAGGGUCAAAAUCCCAAACACCCCCACCGUGGACCCCUCAUUGUGUAG